Molecule: messenger RNA, 4272 nt
Organism: Sander lucioperca (pikeperch)
Lineage: Eukaryota; Metazoa; Chordata; Actinopteri; Perciformes; Percidae
Product: noelin-like
Exons: 6
Coding region: 291-1667 (458 amino acids)
Biological process (GO): signal transduction
Source: RefSeq, a predicted model, not a curated record
GGAGCAUCUUGUUUCCACUCGGCCGAUUACUGGCGUCACAUCAGAGAAGAACGAGAGAGAGGAGAGAGAGGAGAGGGAGAGAGGAGAGGGAGAGAGGGAGGAGGAAAGCCAAGAGACCAGAGAGAGGAGCAGAGAGACAGAUACACAACAGAUAACCAGGCUACCAGAGAGAUAACCAGGCUACCAGAGAGAUAACCGGGCUAACAGACAGAUAACCAGGCUAACAGGCUAAGAGAAAGAUAACCAGGCUAACAGACAGCUAAGAAGCUAAUUAAAGAGGUAAACAGUGAAUGGGUUUGAUACAGAUGGAGUCUGAAGAGAAUCUGCUCAACAUUUUUCUGCUGCUGCUGUUCGGAUCACUCUUCACCAUGGUGGGUCCUUCUGCCCCGGAGGAGGGCUGGCAGGUGUACAGUUCAGCGCAGGACUCUGAAGGUCGAUGUGUUUGUACGGUGGUUGCUCCCCAGCAGACCGUCUGCUCCAGAGACGCCCGAACCAAACAGCUCAGACAGCUGCUGGAGAAGGUUCAGAAUAUGAGUCAGUCCAUCGAAGUUCUGGACCAGCGGACUCAGAGAGAUCUGCAGUUUGUGGAGAAAAUGGAAGAACAGGUGAAGGGUCUGGAAAACAAAUUCAAACAGGUGGAAGACGGACACGAGAGCAACAUCGCCAGACAGUACAAGUCUAUAAAGGUAAAGAUGGAGGAGUUACGUCCUCUGAUCCCGGUCCUGGAGGCCUACAAGGCAGAUGCUCUGCUGGUCCGACAGUUUAAGGAGGAGGUGGCGAAUGUGACAGAGCUGCUGGGAUCCCUGCAGGAACAAAUGGGAGGUCUGGACUACCAGGAGCUGCACGGCCGAGUGAUGAACCUGGAGGACCGGCUGAGGGCCUGCAUGCAGAGGCUGGCAUGUGGGAAGCUGACAGGAAUCUCUGAGCCAAUCACCAUCAAGUCGUCAGGAUCGAGGUUUGGAUCGUGGAUGACUGACCCGCUCGCUCCGACUGGAGACAACAGAGUGUGGUACAUGGAUGGUUACCAUAACAACCGCUUUGUCAGGGAGUAUCAGUCGAUGUAUGACUUCAUGACGACGGAUAACUUCACAUCUCACCGCCUGCCUCACCCCUGGUCCGGCACCGGUCAGGUGGUUUAUAACGGAUCCAUUUAUUUUAACAAGUUUCAGAGUCACACCAUCAUCAAGUUCGACUUCAGCACAUCGCUCAUCAGCCGCUCCCGCCAGCUGGACUUUGCCGGCUACAACAACAUGUACCAUUACUCCUGGGGGGGGCACUCAGACAUCGACCUCAUGGUGGACGAGGGGGGUCUCUGGGCCGUCUACGCUACCAAUCAGAAUGCUGGAAACAUUGUCCUCAGCCAGUUAAACCCAAACACUCUGCAGAUCAUCCGCAGUUGGAUCACCAACCACCCGAAACGCAGUGCCGGCGAGGCAUUCAUGAUCUGUGGAACCCUGUACGUUACUAAUGGGUACUCCGGUGGAACCAAAGUUUACUACGCCUACUCCACCAACUCCUCCACCUACGAGUACAUCGACAUUCCUCUGACCAACAAAUACAGCCACCUGUCCAUGCUCGACUACAACCCUCGAGACAGAGCACUGUACGCCUGGAACAAUGGCCACCAAGUCCUUUAUAACGUCACUCUUUACCACAUUAUACAAUAACACUAACUAACAAAUACAUAAAGUUACCCUCUAAAACACAGUAACAUAUCUGCAACCCCAGAGACAGAGUGCUGUACGCCUGGAAUAAUGGCCACCAUGUCCUACAUUAUGUCACUCUUUACCACAUUAUACAGUCACACUAAAUAACAAGUUACCCUCUAAAAUACAGUAACAUAUUGGCAACCCCCGAGACAGAGGGCUGUACGCCUGGAAUAAUGGCCACCGUGUCCUACAUUAUGUAGUCUUUACCACAUUAUACAGCAACACUAAAUAAUACAUUUAAGUCCCCAUAUUGUUACCCUCUAAAACCAUGUUUCCCAAACUUUUUCAGACCAAGGACCAUAUUACAAAUUUUAGCUAAAUUAAAGAACAGUUUUACAAAAUAUGCUACUCAAGCAUUGUCUCUAUUGCCACAACACAUAUAUGUUCCUCAUAUAUGUGUUUGUCGCUGGCAGACAGUUAGAGAAACACCGUUUUGAAUUUUAAAAUAAAAACUGAAUCUUUUACAGAAUCUAGUCACAGACCAGCAGGGGUCGCUGGUGGACAACCAGUGGUCCGUGGACCACUCUUUGACUAAUACUGCUCUAAAACACAUCUACAACCCUCGAGACAGCACUCUAGUCAAAGUCCUUCAUAAUGUUACUCUACCACAAUAUACUGUAGAGUAGCACUAAAGAAUAAAUAGAAUAAGAUUACAGAAUAAAUCCAUCCUUUAAAUAAAUCCUCAUGUUCUCUGACCCAUACAGAGUCAAAGGAGAAGAUAGUUUUUCAGGUUAAUGUCUGUGCCUCCAAGACAGAGAAAGAUAUGUUAGCUGAGCUUUGAACAAAGACUCAAAGUGAGGGGAACCUAUCUGGUUAUUUCCAUCAAAAGAAGAUGUUUUUAGCUUAGCAGUUAACAGUUCAUCCUAUAAUAGCUGGUUUAUUUAGCAGUAAAGUUAGACCACAGUACAAAAAAAAAACAUUUUAUGGUUAGUUUUGCAAACAAAUUUGGUUGGUAAACAAAUAACUCCAACACUAUUGCCAUAAAAUCACACGGUUUAAUUUUUACACCUGUUGCACCUAUUCAACAAACAAGAAAAGAAAUGUAACAACCAAAUCAAACUAAAUACACUCAACUAAAAAUGGAAAAGUGACAGCCAUGGGGUUGUUAGAAGUUUUGUUGGAGUUUUCCCCUGCAUCAAGUCUUUGUGUGAAUCUAAGCUAGCAGUUUCCCUGCUUCUAGUCUUUGAGCUAAGCUCAGCUAGCAGAUUUCCCUGUACUGGAGUUUUUCUAAAAGUGUUAGACUGUUAACUUAUAUCUUUUAGUUGAAUAGAAAGUUGUAUUUUGACCACUUUGUUGUUUUAAAUUACCAAAGUAUUUGAUACAAAUGCACUUGAAAAGUAAACAACACACUAAUACAAUCACAAACAAAUGAAAAGUUCACAAUAAGAGACACUGAAUUGUUUACAUUAUUUGAUAGUGGGCACUGAAGAAUGCUACACAUUUGUAUGAUGAAUUUGUUUUUUUGUGGGUGAAAUCUGACUUUAUCAAAUCAGACUCACUGUUCUUACUCUGAAGUAAUAAUAAUAAUAAUAAUAAUAAUAAUAAUAAUGUCUUUUCUUACUGUUGUGUAUUAUAUAGUGAUACAAAACCUUUACUACAGUCUAGAUUUUCCAGUAAUUUCCUCAGAUUGUAAACAUGUUGUUCUAGGUUUAGUAAGGCUACCCCAACAUCGUUCUUUCAAUCUUUUCAUGUGGAAUAAAAACAUGCCCAAAGCAUUCUGAUAUUAAAAGUGCGAUGUAAAAAUGAUAAGUGACUACUGUCGGCAGGUCAAUUGUCACCGGCAGGUUGGUGUUGGGGAUUCAGUACUAAUAUGUCAGACAUCAAGAAACAGCAUCAAUUCUGUGUGAGGAAUCAAAUGGAUAAAGCAGUCGUCCAGUCUUUAGAAGGUCGGUGGUUCGAUUCCCUGCCCCUGCAGUCAUCAUAUUUAAGUGUCCUUGGGCAAGACACUUCACCCCAAAUUGUUCCCUUUGCCACUGGUGUGAGUGUGCGUGUGAAUGUGUAUCACUCGUGAUGAGCAGACGGCAGCUUGUAUGGCAGCCUCGGCCUUCAGUGAAUGUAAGUCUUAACUGGUGAAUGCUGGUGUGUGUUGUGAAGCGCUUUAAAUGGUCACUAAGACUCGGAAAGUUCUUUAUGAAUGAAGUUUAUUUACCAUUUAAACAUGUUAGACUUGACCAUCCAACUCUGCAGGUCCAUGUUUAAAAGACAUUCAGGUCAGAGAGGACUGGAGUAUUUUCUGGUUGUUCUUUUGUCAUUGUUUUUGGCAAAUCUUUGAGUCCGUUUGUAGGAGGGAAUUAAGACAAGAAACACCAUAAAAAUAAACUAUAAAAAGAAAUGUAUUAGGAGUAUUGUAUUUCAAAUUAAUAAUUGCAUUUUUUAGUAUUACUACUUUGUGUUUUGUAUUUCAACAGAUUCUUACUGUGAGAUAUUUGUUUUCUCUAGUUUACAAUGGAGUCAUUACGUCUUAGGAACUGGUAGAAUCUACACCAGUGAAGGUGCAGAACCAAAAAAAAGAAAACAGCAUCAGUGGUUUUAUUGUUCAACAGAUUGCAUGUAAUAUGAAUAU